AUGUUUCAGAUGCUGAAGGGAGAGACAUCUGGCGGGACACUGCCCGACAACACCGUCAACAACCCCGCCUUCGCCACCGAGACUCAUCUUGUACAGCACGGCCGUCGCCGGGAAGGUCAGGUGCCCACAAAUCGGGCAGGGAGGGUGGUGUUGACCAGAACCCCGGCUUCCACGGGCGUCACGUCCUGCUCCGCCGUCCCCUGGCCACUCCCUCCUACAGAGUACGUCACGAGGUCCUUGCGCCGGAUCAUGGGGUACAGUUGGCGAGACCACGAGUUCAACCAACCUGUUACCUGCACAAUCCGGGAUCGCCAACUCGGGCUAUAUGGCCACCUGGCUCGCUUCCCCCAGGAUGAUCCUGCCCACCAGGUUAUCUCGGUACGAGACACCCCUGGGUGGCGGAGGCCUGUGGGACGACCUAGGAGGUCGUGGCUUGGGCAGAUCAAUCAAACCUGUCGUGAAGAGCUUGAGAUGGACGAGUCCCUGCCUGGCGGCUUUCCAUGA
Penaeus vannamei (Pacific white shrimp) is the source of this 504-nucleotide messenger RNA. The record is from RefSeq and is a predicted model, not a curated record. NCBI's taxonomy places the organism in Eukaryota, Metazoa, Arthropoda, Malacostraca, Decapoda, Penaeidae.